GCUGUAGGUCGACAUCACGCAAUGGACUCCCACCCAGGGUAUCCCAGACACCCGAUAUUCAAGCUCCCCCUCGAGCUUCACUUGAUGAUUUUCGACUACAUAGACUUGUACACCAAAGCAUCACAGCUCGAAAACGGUCCGUUCCCACGAACCUGGAUCGUGAGAGCGAAAGACCUGGAGAACCAUAAUGGCGACGGGAAAACACUGCUUCACAUCGCUGCAAAGCGUAACUACAUGAAAGCAGCCCAAUUCCUCCUGUCCGCUGGCAUUUCGCCGUCCAGCAAGCCACCGAGGGCAGACCUGUCCUACCGCACUCCAAUCGCGAUGGCGGCUAAGCAUGGCCAUGUGGCAAUGGUUCAGAUGCUCCUCGAUAACGGAGCCAGCAGCAACGACCGCGAUAGCAAGAGAUACCCACUACACUACGCUAUCUUGGACGGCCAUAUACACGUCGUGCAACUUCUUCUCGACCACGGUGCAAAACAAAUCCGCGCCGAUUACGGGACGCCUGUGUUUCUCGCAGCCAUCUGUGGCCACGCCGAGAUAGUCGAUAUACUAGCUGCUCACGGCGCGGAUCUGACGCCCGCCAACAUGGUUAAUGACCCCCUCAACGUCGCGAUUAGCAGGUGCUAUGUCGAUACUGUCCGCGCGCUUCUCAAGGCGGGAGCCUCGGUCAUUAACGUGACCAUGGGGGAAUUCGGCCCUAUCCACCCCCCAGCGAUCGUGGUCGCUGCUGGAGGGCCCAACCUCAGACAUGCCUGGGACCUGGCCUCUGACGACGAGACUCAUCAUAAGCCACUGGGGUGGAAGUGGUAUCCGGGAGAAAAGGAAUCAUAUGCUGAAAUAGUCCACCUCCUCCUUCAGCAUGGAGCAGACCCUUCCGCGGAAUUCUUUUCAGUGCCCGCUCUGUAUCUGGCGACGCUGGUCGAAAAUGAACUGGCAGUGAAGCUCUUAUUGGAUGCCGGAGCACGUAUGGACCCGAUGAAAUGGUCGGGGAUGACUCCUGCUGAACUUGCUCGUGCCGGGGACAAUCCUCGUAUGACAGAGAUGAUUCUAGAAGCGGAGAGACGACAUUUCUAUCACAGGCCCUGGUCCAGUUGCAGUUUCAGUUUCGGCUCCCCUUCGAAUAGACCACACUGAGUGACCCGGUGAGGUGUAGUGUUGUUUGAGAGUUUGCAAUCUGGAUUCUGGAAUGAAAUUGGGAUCAUCAUGUAGCCAUUAUUCAAUCAUAUUAAGCCAUAGAUACC
Molecule: messenger RNA, 1244 nt
Organism: Aspergillus candidus
Lineage: Eukaryota; Fungi; Ascomycota; Eurotiomycetes; Eurotiales; Aspergillaceae
Product: ankyrin repeat domain-containing protein
Exons: 1
Coding region: 22-1137 (371 amino acids)
Biological process (GO): protein localization to ciliary inversin compartment
Cellular component (GO): ciliary inversin compartment
Molecular function (GO): protein binding
Source: RefSeq, a predicted model, not a curated record